AUGCUCCUCCCUUUCCUCCUCACCCUCCUCCUCCUCACCCCUCUCUACAUCAUCUACAAGCCUCCGAACCUCCUCAUCCGAUACUUCCAGCACCGCUGGCCCGACGUCCUCUUCCACGUCCCUCCUCCCCAUCACCAUGACCACGCGAACCCCAACCCCAACACCCCCACGGACACCCACUCCAAACCCGAGAAACUAAUCGCCCUCACAAUCGACGACGCCCCAUCCCCCUACACCCUCGAGAUCCAAGACCUCCUCACCCGCCACUCCGCCCACGCCACCUUCUUCCUCAUCGGCUCGCAGAUCCCCUCGCGCGAAGAAACCCUACACUCGCUCCUCCGCGCCGGCCACGAACUCGCCAACCACGCUAUGCGCGACGAGCCCUCGCGCGCCCUGUCCCCGUCCGACCUGGAAUCCCAGAUCCUGUCCGUGCAGGACUCGAUCCGCGCUGCGUAUUCGGCCGUCGGGGCCCGCGAACCGUCUCCCCCUGGUGGGGGACGGUAUUUCCGACCUGGGUCCGGGUUCUUUAGUGCGGUUAUGAGGGAUGUGGUGAGGAGGCUUGGGUUUCGGAUUGUGUUGGGGAGUGUGUAUCCGCAUGAUGCGCAGGUGAGCUGGCCGUGGGUCAAUGCGAGACAUAUUUUGAGUAUGGUGAGGGAGGGGAGUAUAAUCGUUUGUCAUGAUCGGAGGGAGUGGACGGUUCCGAUGCUUGGGGUUGUUUUGCCGGAGUUGAGGAGAAGGGGGUAUAGGGUUGUUACGGUUAGUGAGUUGUUGAGUGCUAAGGGUGGUAUACAUUCUGGUGAUGAGAUUGGGGAAGGGGCGGGAGGAGGGAUGAUUAGGUUAUGA
Molecule: messenger RNA, 843 nt
Organism: Aspergillus melleus
Lineage: Eukaryota; Fungi; Ascomycota; Eurotiomycetes; Eurotiales; Aspergillaceae
Product: chitin deacetylase CDA4
Exons: 1
Coding region: 1-843 (280 amino acids)
Biological process (GO): carbohydrate metabolic process
Cellular component (GO): membrane
Molecular function (GO): hydrolase activity, acting on carbon-nitrogen (but not peptide) bonds
Source: RefSeq, a predicted model, not a curated record